Spirodela intermedia is the source of this 5272-nucleotide messenger RNA. NCBI's taxonomy places the organism in Eukaryota, Viridiplantae, Streptophyta, Magnoliopsida, Alismatales, Araceae. The record is from the annotation of a GenBank genome assembly.
AUGGCGGAGGAAGCUCCCUCCCAGCGAAGGGAUCCCGUCAAAUCUUCAGGCACGCUCCUCAUCCCGCUCGCUUCAUCCUUCUGGCCACCGUAAUCCCUCUGUGCAAGCUCAAAUUUAGGUUAUUGUCCCGAACCCUAGCGUAUAUAAGUCUUCUGAUGCGUCAACUACGAGAGGUGUCGUCGGAGAGACUGUGGUAACGGUGGCUUCCUUGUGGGUAAUUCUUAUGGGCUGCCUUUAACUGCGAUGCUGCACACUGCGAAGUGGUAUGAAGUGAGGAUUUGGUGCCACUUCGUCACUAUGCUCUUCGAGAACUUGCGAAUGUAUCACAUUAAAAGGUCUAAAAGGAGCUGUCUGAUCUGGGUCUAACGCGGAAUGGAGAAAGCCGAAUCUGAUGCGCGGAUGACGUGCCGCGAAGGUCAAGCGUAGUGCAUAUAGACAUGUGUGGUCUGUUUAGGAUGGAAUCCAGGACUAGCUUUUCUGCUGUCAUUUAUAAAUUGAAAAUUUUACUAGGAUGCAGCACGAUAGUUAUCGAUAUUAUCAAAAUGUCCGUCCGAAAUUAUUAUGCUCAGUUUGGUAGGUCCGUUUAGACUCUUAUAAAACAUGGAGGAUUCUGGUACAAUUUAGUGAGAAAUAGGAAUUCCGGCUGCAUUUUUUCAGAGUCAUAAGCUUUGUCAAAAUUGAUCGCGCUGUAUUUCUUCAUUUUACAUGAGUAUUGUUAUUAGCAACUUAUUAAAUUUUAUAUGUAUCUCGGUUCUUAUGAUUCAGUCAACUUAUCAACUUCUAUACUGGCUCCAGUACACGACCUUGCAGGACGUCGAAGGCGGCAGCAUGCAGUUGCUCUGGGGAAAGAAAGAAGAGAAGCAUUAGUACGCGCGAAACGCAUUUGCAGAUAUGGACUUGAUGAUGAUGCGACUUCUCAAGAAGGUAGCAUGAUCACUGAUGAAGAGGCUGCAGCAUUAGAUGCUCAAACAUCUCGUACUGUAGAGGAAUUGAAACUGGUUGUGGCUCAUCCGUGAGUGUUUCUUCUCUACCCUUGACAGUUUUUUCUAACCUCUUGAUCUAGAAACUAUGUCUACAUGCCUCAAAUUUUUAUCGAUUGUUAUUUCAUUGUACAAAGCCAUAUUUUUUUUAGUUAGAAGUUGCGAUUCAGCAACUGGAUGCUGGAAUUACUUUUUUCUUGUUUUGUUCAUGCGGUACUGGGUAAAAUGACUUCAUCCUUGAUUUUUUUGUUAUAUUCAUUCUUAACUUGAUAGCUAGAGCAUUAGGAAGAUCCAAAAUAUUUCUGAUGAAUCGUUCCAUUUUCUCAUUCUAUUCUCAUUCCGGACAACCUUCAGGUGCUUUCUCGUUGGUAAAAUUGACCUCCCUCAACAUAUUUCGACAACAAUGUCCUCGUGAACAUUAUAUAGCUUUCAGUUAUUAUGCCAUAUGCUAUGUUCUUACUAAAUGUCUGUUCAAAAUUUAGAUAAAACAAUAUCACUAAUCAUGCGGAUUCUAUGCAUUUGUACAAUGAAAAUUGGAUAAUAAGUUAAAUCUGACACAUUUUCCUGAUAAUUUUUUAUUUAAUUUUCCACUUAGAUCAUUUUUAUCUUUCAGUUGCUUUUCAGUUUUAGAAUGAUGAAUCUUUUGAAAGAUUAAGUGAUCACACCCCCUUUUUGAUGCAUUUUUAGUUGGGUCUAUGCAGUUUAUAGCUUAUUAUCAAUUUUUUCUUAAUUUUUUUACCGGUCCUUUAUGUCUCCUUCAGUUCCUAUGAUCCAUAUUUUCAAUUUGGAUAUAGCAUCCGAGAAAUAAAGAAAAAAUAAUUUGUUGUACGAUCGUUUUUAAACGUUGGAGUUUAGGUGAGAUAAUUUUCUCUACAUUGAUUUGAUUAAAUCAUUCUAUUAGCUGUUUAUAUUUAUGUAAAUUGACAUCCGACAAGUAGCCCCACGAAUGGAGAAGCCUCAAUAAAUUGAGGGGGGCCAGGACGAAUGGGUUUGUCAAUUGAAAUAGGAAACAGUAAACUUCGACUGUAAUUGCUGUUUCAAUCUGAUAAAUAAUGAUAAGAGUUUAUACGAAUACGUGUAUGCAUGUGGGCAUAAAAGGAGACGUUUCGUGAAACUAUUUCCAGUGGAAUGCAAAAGUAUAUUUUGUUGAAAGUGUAAAUUAUGUCGAUGAUCAUUAUUGGUGUACUUUAUUAUAGAUGAAAUUUACUAUAUGCGAGGGUUGAGUUAUAAGAUAAAAAAGAAAAGAAAAAGACCCCGAAAUGUAUGCCUAUCCAAGUCUUGGAGGAUCUUGAUAAUGAUCGCCUUCUUGAUGUAGGGGGAAAGGGGCUACAAGAAAGAAGAUAGAGGUUCUUCGUGAUUUGAGGCGUUUGCUGUCAAAUUCUGAACUACCUCCUGUUGAAGCAGCUGUUGACGCUGGAGCAAUUAACUUACUCGUGCAGUGUCUUUCAUUUGGGUCACCAGAUGAACAGGUGUCUAGAUUUUUCAUUUUUUACAUUUCAGUAAGAACGUUCGGUGGCUCUUAUCAUUCAGAAAUCAUUUUCACGGUAUUUGACGUGUGAAGAGGGAGUUAUCCUUUUAGAAAAAUUGAUAACUUAAAUGAUCAAUUCGGCUUUAUUUGUUUCCAGUGUUCUUGCACAUCUGCAUGAUCACCUCAUAAUAAUGAGUGGCCCAUUGUUUUUGCAUUCUCCUUGCAGUUGCUCGAGGCAGCUUGGUGCCUUACUAACAUAGCUGCUGGAGGAUCCGAGCAAACAAGGUCCUUGUUGCCUGCAUUGCCUUUGCUUAUAGCUCACCUUGGAGGUUAGGUUUUCAUGAGCAGUUACAUGUAAACAUAUGAAAGAUGAGACAGUGUCAUAGUAUUCUCCCUGAUUUGUCAAUUUCCUCUUCUUCUUUUUUCAUGAUGUAGUAGCCUCCUUGCUGGAUCUCAGUUCUAUAGUCGAAAAGUUACCUUUAGUGCUUUAAUUUAUUGUUCCUUUACGAUGUGUUUUUUUUCAGAACUUAUAAAACGUGUCUCUUCUCACAUUUUUGUUCACAUGGACCCAGUCCUGAUGUUGAACACCUAAUUGUCUUUUUUUUUCAUACGACAGUUCUUGGCAACCAAUAAUACAUUCUAUAGUGCCAUUGCCAACUUAUAUGCAUGGGUCAUAUUUUUAGUUUAUUAAAUGUUUUAAUACUCUUUUAAUUGGUGGCUAGCUUCUUUUGGUUUUAAAUUUCAUUUGGUUAGGACAGACAUUACGUAAUAGUGUAUGGUGUCAAACAACAGAUUUCUCUUGGCCUACGAUUAAUGGAUACAAUUAAUGACCUCUUCAGAACUAUCUUAGACAUUGAUUAGGUUGAUCAGCACCUCUAAAAAUGGAAGUCAUUUUUUUAGUUGUUUUGCCGAUUAUUAGCUUGAAUUUUACGAAGAUUGAUUGAGAGUUUGGUCACCGAAAAAUAUUGGAUUUGGUUAUUUAUAUGUAUGAAUUUAGAUAUAUUUCCUGAACAUUUCAUUCUAAGAGUCGUCAUUCUGACUUGAAAAUAUUGAAUAGAAAAGAGUUUGGUGCCUGUUGCUGAGCAAUGUGCUUGGGCUUUGGGAAAUGUGGCUGGUGAAGGAGAAGAACUGAGAAAUAUUUUAUUAGCUCAGGGAGCUUUAUUACCCCUCGCCCGAAUGAUGAUGUCAAGCAAGGGUUCAACAGCAAGAACAGCUGCAUGGGCUCUCUCAAAUCUAAUUAAGGUGUGGGUUCUUUCAUUUCCUGAUCUUAGCCUUAUUUUCUUGAUGGACGCUUUCAGCAGCUUUCCCUUCUCAAUCACCUUCCGAAGUUUCCAUUCGAAUUCAUUUGGCUUUUCACAUGGUAGGAUGGAUUUGAUGUCUUUGUUCUUAAAUGACAGGGACCCAAUCCUAAGGCCGCCACAGAACUUGUAAGAGUUGAUGGGGUCAUGGAUGCAAUCUUGCGACAUCUGAAAAAAGUGUAGGUUUUUUCCCUCAAGAAAAAGAUUUUUUUUUUUUCUGUGUUGACUGAUAGAAGCUUCAUGCAUUAUGUUGAUUGCCUCACCACGAAAUAUCGUAGAAAAUGUUUUAAAGUGAAGAAGAAAUUACCACGAGCAAAUGAAAAACUGAGUCACUGAUCUGUGCACAGGGAUGAGGAGUUGGUGACUGAAGUAGCUUGGGUCGUUGUGUAUCUCUCAGCACUUUCACCUGUCGCGACCACCAUGCUGACGAAGAGUGACAUCAUUCAACUUCUUGUGGAAAGGCUACGGGCAUCAGAAAAUCUACAGUUGCUUAUUCCCGUAAGAGCCUUUUCUUUACGAAAUACCACAGAAGCUGUUUGCAGAUUGAAUCCCCGAUUAUCUUUCAUUCCAAUGUUAUGUAUCACCAUAGUGCUCAGACAGUCGUCAAGCACCGACUAUCUUAGGCAUAUGACCGUGAUUAUUCUCUAGGUGCUUCGCAGCUUGGGUAACCUUGUAGCAGGGGACAGUUUCACAACGAAUUCCGUCUUGGUUGCAGGUCGUGAGAUCACAGGUCCAUCUUCUCUGCUAAUUUUCCCAGCCUUUAUAUGGUUCGUUGCCUCAUUAACGUGCACACUAACAUUAUUGAGCUGAAAUAUCAGAUGAUGUUCUCUCAGCGCUUACAAAAUGCCUUAAAACUGACCAUCGAGUCCUUAAGAAGGUGGGUACAUUUCUAUUGCUCGUCCGGGAACAGAGAGGCACCCGUUUUCUUUACAUUGCUGGUGAAAUGUUUCAGGAGGCAGCGUGGGUUCUGUCGAACAUCGCCGCUGGAUCCUUGGAGCACAAGCAGUUGAUUUUCUCCAGCGAGGCGGCACCAUUGCUGCUGCAUCUCCUGUCAAAUGCUCCGUUUGACAUAAGAAAAGAGGUGGCAUAUACCCUGGGCAACCUGUGCGUCGCCCCAUCAGAUAGUGCUAGCCCUCCGAGCAUCAUUCUUCAUCACUUGGUCACCCUCGUUGACCGCGGCUGCCUGCCAGGGUUCAUAAGUUUGGUCAGAUCUCCCGAUAUAGAGGCUGCGAGGCUCGGGCUUCAGUUCCUGGAACUGGUGAGCGAUCCGCCGCACGAAUUGCUUCGGGAAGUCAACCCGUCUGCUUUAAAAGGCAAAUAACUCGUUCGAAGGCAUGGUACUGGAGAGGUUCUGACUUGCGUUUGUGCAGGUGAUGAGAGGCCUGCCGAACGGGGAAGGCCCGAAGAUCGUCGAGAGGGAAGAUGGCAUCGACGCGAUGGAGAGGUUCCAGUUCCACGAGAACGAAGAACUCAGGAUCAUGGCAAAUGGUCUGGUAGACAAGUACUUUGGCGAGGACUAUACAUAG